Messenger RNA from Protopolystoma xenopodis, 366 nucleotides. NCBI's taxonomy places the organism in Eukaryota, Metazoa, Platyhelminthes, Monogenea, Polystomatidea, Polystomatidae. The record is from the annotation of a GenBank genome assembly.
AUGAAUGUAGACCUGAAUGCGCCAAAUCAUGAACUGCUUGUAAGACAAAUUUCCGCAUGGCGGAACGGACCCAAAGACGAUGUUUCCCCUAGACAUUUCACACCAUAUGUUGAUACCUUGUGCAAUUUCUAUCUCCGUCAUUGUCAGUUUGGGUCAUUGGCGAGCGGCGAUUUGAUUGCAUUCACGUUCCUGUGCAUCUGCCAUUACUUUAUAAUCAAUUUUAGCGCCUGGUACAACAGAAACCAUGCCAAUGCAGGAGAUGGUGUCUGCGACGAUGUUGUCUGCUCCUUUUACGUAGCGCACAUCGAUGGUGAAUUGUGCGAUAUUUUCUAUUUGGCGGAAUUUGCGCGAAGAAUACUUGUCUGA